GGAAGGGAAAAAGGAAGACACCACCGGAAGCGAAGAAGGUGCUGUGUAAUCACAAAGGAGCCAUAGCCCUAGGAUCUUCCAAAAUGCCGGAUUAUCUCGGUGCAGAUCAGCGGAAAACCAAAGAGGACGAGAAGGACGACAAGCCCAUCAGAGCUCUGGAUGAAGGGGAUAUUGCCUUGCUGAAGACUUAUGGUCAGAGUACUUACUCUAGGCAGAUCAAGCAGGUGGAAGAUGACAUUCAACAACUUCUCAAGAAAAUUAAUGAACUCACUGGUAUCAAAGAGUCUGACACUGGCCUGGCCCCCCCUGCACUCUGGGAUUUGGCUGCAGAUAAGCAAACACUCCAGAGUGAGCAGCCUUUGCAGGUUGCUAGGUGUACAAAGAUAAUCAAUGCUGAUUCAGAGGAUCCGAAGUACAUUAUAAAUGUGAAACAGUUUGCCAAGUUUGUGGUGGACCUUAGUGACCAGGUGGCACCAACUGACAUUGAAGAAGGGAUGAGAGUUGGAGUGGACAGAAACAAGUAUCAAAUUCACAUUCCACUGCCUCCUAAGAUUGACCCAACUGUUACUAUGAUGCAGGUGGAGGAAAAACCGGACGUUACAUACAGUGAUGUUGGUGGCUGUAAAGAACAGAUUGAAAAACUUCGAGAAGUAGUUGAAACCCCACUACUUCAUCCAGAGAGAUUUGUUAACCUUGGCAUCGAGCCUCCUAAAGGUGUGCUGCUCUUUGGUCCACCUGGUACAGGCAAGACACUCUGUGCUCGGGCAGUUGCUAACAGAACUGAUGCUUGCUUCAUCCGUGUCAUUGGAUCUGAACUUGUCCAGAAAUAUGUUGGUGAGGGAGCUCGAAUGGUUCGCGAACUCUUUGAAAUGGCUCGAACAAAAAAAGCCUGCCUUAUCUUCUUUGAUGAAAUUGAUGCUAUUGGAGGGGCUCGUUUUGAUGAUGGUGCUGGAGGUGACAAUGAAGUUCAGAGAACAAUGUUAGAGCUGAUCAACCAGCUGGAUGGUUUUGAUCCUCGAGGCAACAUUAAAGUGCUAAUGGCCACAAACAGGCCUGACACUUUAGACCCAGCACUGAUGAGGCCAGGGAGACUAGAUCGAAAGAUUGAAUUUAGCUUACCUGAUCUAGAGGGUCGGACUCACAUUUUUAAGAUUCAUGCUCGUUCAAUGAGUGUUGAAAGAGAUAUCAGAUUUGAAUUGCUCGCACGACUGUGUCCAAAUAGCACUGGUGCUGAGAUUAGAAGUGUCUGCACAGAAGCUGGUAUGUUUGCCAUCAGAGCACGGCGAAAAAUUGCUACUGAGAAGGAUUUCUUGGAAGCUGUAAAUAAGGUCAUUAAAUCCUAUGCCAAAUUUAGCGCUACUCCUCGCUAUAUGACGUACAACUGAGCCCCAAAAGCUUCAUGAGAAUACUUCUAAUUGAAACCUGGAUGUUAUAUUAUGUUGUCUUUUUAAUAACCAUUUCACAUACAAAAUAAAUGGUUUCAAAACUA
Molecule: messenger RNA, 1489 nt
Organism: Erinaceus europaeus (western European hedgehog)
Lineage: Eukaryota; Metazoa; Chordata; Mammalia; Eulipotyphla; Erinaceidae
Gene: PSMC2
Product: proteasome 26S subunit, ATPase 2
Exons: 12
Coding region: 84-1385 (433 amino acids)
Biological process (GO): proteasome-mediated ubiquitin-dependent protein catabolic process
Cellular component (GO): proteasome regulatory particle, base subcomplex
Molecular function (GO): proteasome-activating activity; ATP binding; ATP hydrolysis activity
Source: RefSeq, a predicted model, not a curated record